Molecule: messenger RNA, 333 nt
Organism: Linum trigynum
Lineage: Eukaryota; Viridiplantae; Streptophyta; Magnoliopsida; Malpighiales; Linaceae
Source: the annotation of a GenBank genome assembly
AUGUGGGUGCUUUUGAAGUACUAUUUGAUGGGUUUCUGCACCAAAUUGUUACUUGUUAGGAAGCCUCCUCCUACUGAAACGAGCACGCUUAGCUUUGCUGGGAUGCAGAGGAAUUUGAACUUCUUUUCCUUGCCUGAUUCUACUAGCAGUGGGGUUGAUGAGGAAGGUGAGUGCUCGUUGUCUAAGUCCAAGGAGUGCCCCUUCGUGUUUUGUCCCGAGACUGGAAAACUCAGCAAGCUUGAGUUGCCGUCUCCCUUUAAAUCGUGGCCCCAAGUUCAAGUCAUAGCUAAUUAUGUACCCUCCCAUGUUUCUUUUCGGGAUCUUUACAUGUAA